AUGUUAAUUCCUGACUGGGCUCUACAAGUUGGAUACGAUGGCCUCGAGCGGGGCCUACUUCCUGAUUUCGUUGUGAGACUUGGCAUUCGCGCCAUGCUUCGGCAGCGACUUUGCGAGAUAGAUCAUGGGUCUUUAGAAGCAAAUCAUGCCGCAAAAAUGGCUUGGAUAGAAGGCGUGAAGCAAAGAACUUACAUCGCAGAUGUUCCGGACAAAGCUAACGAACAACAUUAUGAAGUAUCUACCAAUUUUAUCCUCUCGACCCUCGGUCCAUGUGCGAAAUACUCGGCGUGUUUGUUUCCCUCUGGUAAUGAGACUCUCGAAGAAGCUGAGGUUUUGAUGUUGGAGAGCUAUUGCGAGAAAGCGCAGCUGCAAGACGGUCAGGAUGUUCUUGACCUGGGGUGCGGUUGGGGUAGUCUUUCACUAUACUUGGCUAAGAAAUAUCCCAAUUCCCGAAUAAUUGGAUUAUCAAACUCUUCAACGCAAAAAACGCAUAUAGAUGCCACUGCCAAGAUGCAUGAACUGACCAACCUAAAGAUUAUAACUGCCGAUAUUAAUGUUCAUGAUUUUCCGGUAACCACUAGAUUCGACCGGAUACUUUCCAUCGAAAUGUUUGAACAUAUGAAGAACUACCAGGUCCUUUUCAAGAAAGUAUCUACUUGGCUGAAAUCCAGUAUCAAUACCGACUCGGAAUCGUUUCUCUUCAUUCAUGUGUUCUGCCAUCGCACUACGCCGUAUCAUUUCGAAGACACGGAAGGCCGGGAAGGAGGAGAUAAGACGAAUUGGAUGGCAAAAUAUUUCUUUUCGGGAGGCACGAUGCCCUCGCAUGAUUUAUUGCUAUACUUCCAAGACGAUCUGAGUCUCGUUCGAAGCUGGUACCUUCCUGGUACUCACUAUUCUAAAACACUAGAGGCGUGGUUGAAAUUACAGGAUCAGAAUGCACAAUCUGGUCUAGAGGAGCUUCAAAUUGACGCAAAAUCGAAGGGGCAAGACCCGAUAGAGGGCUUGAAAGCCUUUCAUCGGUUUCGCGUUUUCUACAUGGCUAGUUCUGAACUAUUUAACUUCAAUAAAGGCCAAGAGUGGGGUGUGGGUCAUUAUCUGUUCAAGAAGACAUCCGAAUCGUGA
Molecule: messenger RNA, 1122 nt
Organism: Lentinula edodes (shiitake mushroom)
Lineage: Eukaryota; Fungi; Basidiomycota; Agaricomycetes; Agaricales; Omphalotaceae
Product: S-adenosyl-L-methionine-dependent methyltransferase
Exons: 11
Coding region: 1-1122 (373 amino acids)
Source: RefSeq, a predicted model, not a curated record